UUAAUAAGGAAGAAGAAGAAAUAGGAGAAGAAGCCUUAUGGUACUCAACAUAAAUUGGCAGAAUUAAGGAAGUUUUUAGUUCCCCUGCUAAUUCAGAGAUAUAUAGAAAGCUGCAUUUUUCAACCACCUUUGGCAAUUUGCUUCUCGUAGUUAACCAAGUGACUUUUAUGGGAGCGUAUUCACUGACCACUGGAUGAUUUACACAGCAAACUGUAGCAGCUGCCUGAACCUUGAUGGAAACUAAUCAAACACAAUCUAUUGAGUUAGAAUAUGUUGUGUCAUGUUCAAGCAGCAAACAAUCCGACAAGCCACUUCUGGUAAGAGGGCCAAACUGUUAGACCCCACCAUUAAAAAGAAAAAAACUAACGAGACAUCCAACUCUUAUUUGAAGUCAGGAUCAUCCUACCACUGUGACAUGUACAUCGAUUUAUUUUGUUUCUUUAGAGGGACUUAUCAGCAGUUUUGUGCUGCAAAGUAUGUCAGAAGCCAUGAUGACUCACAUAUGGAGCACCAACAGAAAUCUUCCACGAGGUUGCUGUUAUAGUGAGGCCAUCAUAAUUCCCAAAUUAUGCAACCGAAGGUCCGCACAAUAUCAAUUUCAGCUUUUACCAAGAAGCCAAAGACACAGGAAGCAGAAGAAGGGUCCUCCGUGGUCUUUGAAGCAGAAACCGAGAAGUCUGACGUUAAAGUUAGAUGGCAGUGCAACACAAAGGACCUUGCCAGCAGCAAAAAAUACGAGAUCGCAGCCAAUGGAAACAAGCAUUCCCUCACGAUAAAAGCCGUUACCCAGGAAGAUGUCAAUACCUAUGCUGUGAUUGCAGGAAGUUCAAAGAUCAAGUUUGAUCUGAAAGUACCAUCAAAGAAAGAAACUCCAGCUGAGGCUCCUGUUACUCCAUCGGAAGAGUCGAGUGUAACACAAAAGCAGCAGAACGCUACACCUGCGGCCGCACCAACAGAAGAUGAGGCCACUGCCCCAACACAUGAUGCCCCUCCAUCAGAGGAUGGACAGCCUCCAGACACCAGACAGGACCUCACUGGCCUCUUCACAGAGAAACCCAAAAGUGGAGAGGUCACUGUCGGUGGACACAUCACAUUUGUGGCUAAAGUCAAUGCUGAAUCGCUGCUGAAGAAACCAACCAUCAAAUGGUUUAAAGGGAAGUGGAUGGACCUGGCCAGUAAAUCUGGAAAACACCUGCAGCUGAAGGAGUUCUAUGACCGUAACACCAAAGUUUACACAUUUGAGAUGCACAUCAUGGAAGCCAAGGCUAACUUUGCAGGAGCUUACAGAUGUGAAGUUUUGUCCAGAGACAAGUUUGACAGUUGUAAUUUUCAACUCACUGUACAUGAGGCUUGUACUACCGAAGGUUUUGACAUAAGAGCAGCUUUUCGACGCACGAGUGACGCCGCAAUGAAGAGAAGUGGAACAUCAACAAGUAGCACUGAAGGAAAAGAAGACUCGGGAGAACUGGACUUCAGCACAUUGUUAAAGAAGAGCAGUUUCUUAAAAAAUCGAGCCGUGCAGAUGAGCACAGAGCCUGAUGUGGAUAUUUGGGAUAUUCUCAGCCAUGCUCCUGCCUCAGAAUAUGAAAAGAUUGCUUUUCAGCAUGGCAUCACUGAUUUGAGGGGCAUGCUCAAAAGACUAAAGAAGAUGAAGAAGGAGGAGAAAAAAAGUGCAGCUUUCCUGAAGAAGCUAGAUCCCGCCUACCAAGUGACAAAGGGACAUAAAAUAAAAUUAGCAAUUGAGGUAGCUAAUCCAGAUGUUGAUGUCAAAUGGCUGAAGAAUGGACAAGAAAUACAUCUAACUGGAAGCAAGUACAUUUUUGAGAGUGUGGGAAACAUGCGCUACCUCACCAUCAACCACUGCUCAUUGGCUGACGAUGCGGCCUACUGCUGUGUAGUGGGAGAGGAGAAAUGCACCACAGAGCUUUUUGUUAAAGAGCCUCCUGUUGUGAUUGCGAAGAACCUAGAGGAUCAGAUGGUCAUGAAGGGUGAACGAGUGGAGUUACAGUGUGAGGUCUCGGAGGAGGGCGCAAAUGUGAAAUGGGAGAAGGACGGUGUGGAACUAACUCGAGAUGAAUCAUUCAAGUAUCGCUUCAAGAAAGAUGGCUGCAAGCAUAUUCUGAUCAUAAAUGAGGCCACAAAAGAAGACUGCGGCCAUUACAAGGUCAAAACUAAUGGCGGCGAGUCUGUGGCUGAGCUCAUGGUGCAGGAGAAAGAGCUGGAGGUCUACCAGAGCAUCGCUGACCUCACAGUGAAGGCGAAGGAUCAGGCGGUAUUCAAGUGUGAGGUGUCGGAUGAGAACGUGAGGGGAACUUGGUACAAGAAUGGAGUGGAAGUCAAGCCAGAUGCCAGAGUAAACAUCACACAUAUUGGCAGGAUUCACAAAUUGACAAUUGACAAUGUCAAACCUGAGGAUGAGGCAGACUACACAUUUGAACCAGAUGGCUACGCUUUCAACCUCUCAGCAAAACUCAAUUUCAUGGAGGUGAAGAUUGACUUUGUGCCCCGUCAAGACCCUCCUAAGAUCCACCUGGACUGUAGAGGCCACACAGCUGAGUCUACCAUCGUAGUGGUGACUGGCAAUAAACUUCGCCUGGAUGUCCCUAUCACUGGAGACCCUGCUCCCACUGUUGUUUGGACCAAAGGAGGGAAGGUCAUCACUGAGGGAGAUGGCCGAGUCCAUGUGGAAACCACCAAAGGCCAUUGUAUUUUCACUAUUGAAGGGGCUGAGAGACAGGAUGAAGGAAUCUAUUCAGUUGUGGUUCGUAACCCUGCUGGGGAAGAUACUGCAGAUAUCAAUGUGAAGGUUGUUGAUGUUCCAGAUCCUCCUCAAGCUCCCAAAAUUCUCAGCGUGGGAGAAGACUCCUGUGUUGUCCAGUGGGAUCCUCCUCUCUUUGAUGGAGGACAGCCGGUUAUUGGAUACGUAUUGGAGCGAAAGAAAAAGAAGAGCUAUCGGUGGAUGAGAUUGAACUUUGACCCAUACACUGAAACAACCUACGAGGCAAAAAGGAUGAUUGAAGGAGUGGAAUAUGAAAUGCGAGUCUACGCUGUCAAUGGCAUUGGCAUGUCUCGUCACAGUCCGGCCUCACAACCUUUUGUACCUGUUGCCCCGACAAGUGAGCCCAUUGGACUGUGCGUGGACGACAUUAGUGACACCUCCAUCACACUCAAGUGGCGAGCGCCUGAAAGGAUCGGCUCAGCUGACCUGGAGGGCUAUGGGGUCGAGUACUGCAAGGAGGGCACAGAUGAGUGGAUACCAGCCAUUCAGGGUUUGACCGAGAGGACCUCACUGACAAUCAGAGAGCUUACUACGGGAGACAAGCUGCAGUUUCGUGUGAGGGCGUACAACAUGGCCGGCCCAAGUGCAGCCGCCAUCCUAGCUCAACCCGUUACCAUCAGAGAGAUCAUGCAACGGCCUAAAAUUUGGCUUCCUCGAAAUCUCCGUCAGACUCUGAUCAAGAAAGUUGGAGACACUGUCAACCUUGUGAUUCCAUUUCAGGGUAAACCCAGGCCUAAGGUUACAUGGAGUAAAGAUGGGCAGCCGCUAAACUCUGCACACGUCAGCAUAAGAAAUAGUGACACCGACACGAUCCUAUUCAUCCGCAAGUCUGAAAGGAAUCAUUCGGGGCAGUAUGAUCUCCACGUGCAGAUAGAGAACGUGGAAGACAAGGCCAAAGUCAUGCUGCAAAUAGUUGAUGUCCCAGGACCUCCUGAGGCCCUGAAGGUUUUGGAUGUCUGGGGCUUCAAUGUCGCCCUCGACUGGAAGCCCCCUAGAGACGAUGGAAACUGCGAAAUAGCUGGUUACUGCAUUCAGAAAGCUGACAAAAAGACCAUGGAGUGGUUCACAGUUUUCGAUCAGUACCGCAGAACCAGCUGUGUUGUUUCCGAACUCAUCAUGGGUAAUGAAUAUGUCUUUCGAGUCUUUGCCAUCAACAUGGUGGGUCAUAGCCCAGAUGCCUGCAACACAAAAGACAGCAUCUACAUCCAGAAAACCGGGAUGGAGUGGAAGCCUGCCACCUACAAGGAUCUUGACUUCUCACAGGCUCCUAAGUUCACGCACCCAUUAGUGAACCGUUCGGUCAUAGCAGGGUACAAUGCCACUCUUAGCUGCUCCGUCAGCGGCAUCCCCAAGCCAAAAGUGACCUGGUACAAAAACAAGAUGGACAUCACAAAUGAAGCCAAAUACAGGAUGCUCAGUAAGCACGGAGUGCUGACCUUGGAAAUUCGAAAGCCUUGUCCAUUCGAUGGAGGGGCGUAUAUGUGCAAAGCAGUCAAUGCUAGCGGGGAAGACAUUGUGGAGUGUAAGCUGGAGGUUCGCCCUCAAAUUGCAAAAGAAGAAAAGAAGUAAGCUGGCACAGUUCAUUGUUUGCCAAACUACUCUCACUGAGUGGUCACCUUUUUUUGGACAUGUGAAGCUUUCCACCUUGGUUGCAAUUUCCUUUGCAAUCAACUCACACCCAUGUGGUAUAUCCCAAAGAUGUACAGUACAUGUCAAACUAUAUAACAAUAAAAGUAUUUUUUGUCUGUCAAUCACACAUUUCCCCCUUGCACGUUACUGAGCUGUCUUGUUGCUAUUUGUCGUGAUUUAUAGAAAGUGCAAGAAGUGUGCUGUUAAUUUUCAGACAUGCACAGGAAGGGAUAUUUGAGUUGCUGUUGGCUCAGGUUUUAUUGCAGCAUAGCUUCGCUAAAGCCAAAAGGUGUGAGGCAUGUGUCUCAUGUGUACACCAAUGGGACAUAGUAUGUGUGUGUGUCUAAAAUAGCUGACAUGUCUUUUUAACCGCAGAGCACAUGUGUGAGAGAAAGUGUAAACACAUGGUGGUUUGUUUCUAACAGAGAGGGGUUGUGCUGUCCUAAUGAGUCUUACGACACAUUUCUUCAUAACUAUUUCCUGCAUUCUUAAAAUUAUGGUGCAAAACAUGACAAAUGGCAACACUGCUUCUCUUUAUAGUCUUGCCUUGCCAAGGACUUCACAACUGAAUGACUGGAUCUGCCUCUUAAAUACAUGUUUAAACUUGAUUUGAUGAGUUCUGCAAGCAGCUGUUAACUUUGAUAGGCUAAACGGAGCUGAUGGUUUUAAAGAAAUAUUUAACUUGAUGACAUAAAUAAAAGCAAGUCAUCUUUUUCUACUGA
Syngnathus acus (greater pipefish) is the source of this 5130-nucleotide messenger RNA. It is a transcript of the gene mybpc3, whose product is annotated as myosin binding protein C3. The coding region runs from base 569 to 4348 and encodes 1259 amino acids. Lineage: Eukaryota; Metazoa; Chordata; Actinopteri; Syngnathiformes; Syngnathidae. The record is from RefSeq and is a predicted model, not a curated record. Gene Ontology annotation, molecular function: protein binding. The transcript is spliced from 35 exons.